This is a messenger RNA of Saccostrea cuccullata (small rock oyster), 3355 nucleotides long. RefSeq lists its product as uncharacterized. The coding region runs from base 121 to 2655 and encodes 844 amino acids. Gene Ontology annotation, molecular function: oxidoreductase activity. NCBI's taxonomy places the organism in Eukaryota, Metazoa, Mollusca, Bivalvia, Ostreida, Ostreidae. The record is from RefSeq and is a predicted model, not a curated record. The transcript has 5 exons.
UAUCUAUAUCAAUAAAUAUCAUUUGAACUAAACAUAAAAGUCGAAACACACAUAAAAACUGAGGACAGAAAUGUUUUAAAUUUUGUUUUGGAUUACACACUAUUUAAUUAAAAAAACAGGAUGGCAGUUCCAAAGUGUUUUAUAAGUGUUUUGUUCCUCGGACUUUUACCUGUCACAUUAGCUAUGUUAGAACAAUUGGACUACCCACUUCCUUAUGCUCAGUGUUUAUAUAAAAUGUGGAAAAAGUCCCAUGGAAUUCACCGGGAAGUGGCUCUAAGUAUUUAUCACCAGUGUUACUCUAACUACAGAUGGAAAACGUCACAAUUAAGAAACUUUGCCGCCAAGAACGUGACGUCUGGAACCAUUAGGUAUACGGGUAAUCUAAUCACUAGUGCUUUAGAUAGAGUCGAACAUAGCCGGAGAAUGAGAAGACAAGGCCAAGACACACGAAGAGUCCGCAAAGAGUACCGAGUAAUGACAGAUGACGAACGAACCAGGUACCAUGACGUCAUCAACAGACUCAAGUUCGAGGAAAAGAUCGAAGGAGAGUCCAAAUUCGAUGUGCUCGCUUCAUUCCACUCUGGUGCCACCCAAUACACAGCUCAUGGCGGAUGUAAUUUCUUGGGAUUUCACCGUUUAUACAUUCUUAUGUACGAAGAAGCCCUUAUCCAAGUAGACCCAGAAAUAACCCUGCCCUACCUCGAUUCCACCCUGGAUUAUAACAUGGGACUGGAAAACAGUGCUAAUUCCAUGAUCUGGCAUGACGACUUUUUAGGUACAAAAGAGGGAUUCGUCACUUCCGGGCCGUUUGCUAACUGGAAUACAACGAUCGGACAGCUCUUUAGAAAUGUUGGAAUUUCUGGUAGACCCAUGAAUGAUGACGAGAUAAAAAAUAUUACAUCACGUACAAGAAUGCAUGAAGUAUGCGGGGAUGACGCUACGACUUUUCACGACAUAGAAUUCAUACACGGUCCCUUUCAUUUGUUCGUUGAUGGAAAUAUGGGUAUCAUAGAAGUUGCCUCCGAGGAACCUGUGUUCUGGAUGCACCACGCCUUCGUGGACUAUGUGUGGGAAUUACAAAGAGAGAAUGCCAAGACCAAUGGAGUGGACAUUGAGACUGAUUAUCCCGAGUUAUUUGGCGACGUCUAUCAUGGUCCUGACGAGCCUAUGGGCGACAUGAUGGAGGGACUCAGCGUACGUGAUGGAUUGAGUGAGGUUUACACAAAAGACAUCUACAAAUACGCCCCAAGACCAACCUGCUCAGCUGAAAAGCCCGACUGCGGGUCACCCUAUCUUUUAUGUGUUCAGAAUGAUAAAGCAGAGUAUAAAUGCCGUUCAAUGAGUAUAGAAGAAUAUGAUGAAUUUAAAUCAAAUGGUGGCGGGCACACAGGUAUCACCACAACGACUACCACGACAACGACAACUACGACAAGUACGACACCACAACCGACCACCACAGCCUGCCCCACCCUGGCCCCACCCUACCCCCCUCAACCAAAGAACAAAAAAGGAGACCUUCACAAACCCAUCCAGAACUCCUUCUGUGUCAACGGUAAAAAGAAUAUUAAUGAAUGGAUAUACAUUCCAGUCAGGGUUACAAUUCGCCGACCCACAGAUUUUGGAAACUAUGGAUCGUUUCCUGUUGUUAACGGAAAAGUUAAUACAAACACAGACAUUUACUCUUCAAAAGGAUACACCAAAUUGGAUCGAUACAUGCGCAAUGGAAGAAAACCUGCCGAUUAUGGAAGCUGUAAAAGUACAUAUAGUGGAGCCGGAGAAAUCUAUAUUCAAACAGAUGGUCUUAACUACGACGGGACCUACAAGGAGUUCGCCAUUGUAGAUCAUAGAUUGGCAGUAUCCGUGUCUAUUGCCUAUGUUGCUAUUAAGAACCCCGGGUCAGGACAGUCAGAUGUUCUGAUAUCGGCUUAUGAUUCCUGUGGACGAGUCUGUCGUCCAUCGUGUCUUGUUCCUGGUACUACCAAUCUUUAUCGACCAUGUGCAGGUGCUCUUCGUGUAAACACAAAACAGCCUCUGAUGUUUGGAGGGAGCUUUGGUGAUUCAGUUCUUGGAGUCUGGGACUUUAACACAGAGAGAUCUUGUCCCCAGUUUAACAUCAAUCAGAUUUAUGUAUCCUUUUACUGUGACUAUAGCGACCGAUGGCCCUGGCAAUCAGCUCUCACUCAACCAGGGGUUAAAGAACCAGAAAGGCCUCCAGCUGGAGUGAAGGUCAACCGGAAGUCAAUGAAACCCAGUCCUCUACAAAGUAUCAAUGCUCCUCAGAUGAGCCUGAAUGCUCCAGCUAAUGCCCCAUUGAUCAUGACCACCACAGCAGCUGCCAACACAAAACCUAUCCCAGCAAGUCCACUGAAAAAAUGUCCAUUGCCGAAUAAAGGCUGUACGAUAGAGAAGGCGGACUGUGAUACGCCGUGCGAGGCCGGGAAGUAUUACCAGUGUGUCAAUUCCUGCGAUCGCUUUGCCAGAUGCUGGGCAGGGUUUUAUUUUGUCCAGCAGUGCUACAAAGCUCAUUUUGAUCCACAAACAGGCAAAUGUAAACUGGGCAAAGGCCACUGUACUGAUCAAGAAUGGAAUCCCGGAACAAGACAGAGGGGUAGAAGGAAAUUCGGCGGUGUCCGUGGAUUUGGGAUUGGUAAAUAAAUCCUUGUGCAUGGGUUAUACCAAAAAACUAGUAAAGAAUUAUAGAAAGAAUCUCGGGGUCUGCAAAAGAAAAUUUCUUUUUUAGGAAUUUUUUUUUAUUUUUUUGGCGUAAAGUAGAACAUUUUCUUUUGCAAAUUACAAAUUCAGAAAAUCCGAUAGAUUUAUUAUAAAAGCUCGAGAGAUCUCUGAUUGUAACGGAAAGUGCAAUGAUGUUUGUGAGGAAAAAUCAUUUACAAAGUGCAAUAUUUUGUUUUUCUUAUGUGCCAUAUUUGUUUUUGCAUUGAUGUCUCUAUGAAAGAAACCACGACAAGUCCCAAACAAUAAUGACAAUAUCAAUGUUUAUGUAGAUUCUACAAAUCGUCCUGAUCACUGUUGUUUAUAUUUAAGUGUUCCUGGGAUCAUGAUUAGAUUUGUAGAGCAAAGCAUCAAUCAAAUCCCUCCGCGAGCAUGUGCCAAAUUUGUCUUUUUUGUCGUAAUUAUAUGCAGUUUAGUUUGGGUCUGGUUUCAAUUUGUCUUCCUAUACUUUCCUCGGUUCUAAAUGGAGUGAUCCGUGGAAAAAUCUGUGAUUGAUUGGACAGCAUAGUGCUAGUCAUCCAUUUUGUAAUUUAUUUUAUUUUCAUUCAUGUAAUAUAUCACAUUUUGACUUGUUUUAUACAUAUUUUAAAUGUAUAUUUUGAAAAUAAAAAGAUAUUUAUUAUUU